GGUCCCUUACGCAGGAAAGUUCGGCGUCGGUUUCAAGGCUCCUCCCUCCCGGUGAAAGGCAGACUGCGGGGCGCCUGGAAACCGGUCGGAGGGAGCGCGGCGCGGCGAGGCGAGGGGCGCGGGCUCGAGGGGCCGGCACAAAUGGUCAGGCGGCGGCGGCGGCGGAGGAGGCGGCGGCGGUAGUCGGAGGCGCGGAGGGCGCUGCCGCCGGGUGCGGGCAGAGCUGCGCUCCGCGGCCGCGGCUGCCCCGUCCCUGCCCGCCUGCUCCCUUCAUGAAUCGAAAGUUCGGGCCGGGAGGAGCAGCAGCGGCGGCGGCGGCGGGGCGGCGGGAGCCCGGCUGGGCAGGCGGCACCGACUGAGCAUGGCCGAGCGGCGCGGGGCGGCGGCGAGCGGCGGCGGGGAAGUUGGCGGCGGGCGGCGGGCGGGCGGCGGCCGGUGCCCGCGGCUGCUGCCGGUGCUGGUGGUGCUGUGGGCGGCGGCGCUGCCGGCCGGGGGGCAGCCGCCGGCGCCGCAGUACAACGGGGAGCGGGGCAUCUCCAUCCCGGACCACGGCUACUGCCAGCCCAUCUCCAUCCCGCUCUGCACCGACAUCGCCUACAACCAGACCAUCAUGCCCAACCUGCUGGGCCACACCAACCAGGAGGACGCGGGGCUGGAGGUGCACCAGUUCUACCCGCUGGUGAAGGUGCAGUGCUCGGCCGAGCUCAAGUUCUUCCUCUGCUCCAUGUACGCCCCGGUGUGCACCGUGCUGGAGCAGGCCCUGCCGCCCUGCCGCUCCCUCUGCGAGCGGGCCCGCCAGGGCUGCGAGGCCCUCAUGAACAAGUUCGGCUUCCAGUGGCCCGACACGCUGCGCUGCGAGAAGUUCCCGGUGCACGGGGCCGGCGAGCUCUGCGUGGGGCAAAACGCCUCCGAGCGCGGCACCCCCACGCCCGCCCUGCGCCCUGAGAGCUGGACCAGCAACCCCCACCGCGGGGGCACCGGCGGCGGCCCCGGGGGCUCGGGGCCCGGCGAGCCCCGCGGGCGCUUCUCCUGCCCGCGGGCGCUGAAGGUGCCCUCCUACCUGAACUACCGCUUCCUGGGGGAGAAGGACUGCGGGGCGCCCUGCGAGCCCGGCCGCCUCUACGGGCUCAUGUACUUCGGGCCCGAGGAGCUGCGCUUCUCCCGCACCUGGAUCGGCAUCUGGUCGGUGCUCUGCUGCGCCUCCACCCUCUUCACCGUCCUCACCUACCUGGUGGACAUGAAGCGGUUCAGCUACCCCGAGCGACCCAUCAUCUUCCUCUCAGGCUGCUACACGGCAGUGGCCGUGGCCUACAUCGCCGGCUUCCUGCUGGAGGAGAGGGUGGUCUGCAACGAGCGCUUCGCCGAGGACGGCUCCCGCACCGUGGCACAGGGCACGAAGCGAGAGGGCUGCACCAUCCUCUUCAUGAUGCUCUACUUCUUCGGCAUGGCCAGCUCCAUCUGGUGGGUCAUCCUCUCCCUCACCUGGUUCCUGGCCGCCGGCAUGAAGUGGGGCCACGAGGCCAUCGAGGCCAACUCCCAGUACUUCCACCUGGCUGCCUGGGCCGUGCCAGCCAUCAAGACUAUCACCAUCCUGGCCCUGGGGCAGGUGGACGGGGACGUCCUCAGCGGCGUCUGCUUUGUGGGCAUCAACAAUGUGGAUGCUCUGCGGGGCUUUGUGCUGGCCCCCUUGUUCGUCUACCUGUUCAUCGGCACCUCCUUCCUGCUGGCUGGCUUCGUGUCCCUCUUCAGGAUCCGGACCAUCAUGAAGCACGACGGCACCAAAACAGAAAAGCUGGAGAAGCUCAUGGUCAGGAUAGGCAUCUUCAGUGUCCUCUACACAGUGCCGGCCACCAUCGUCAUUGCCUGCUAUUUUUACGAGCAAGCUUUUAGGGAACAGUGGGAGAGGAGCUGGGUCACGCAGAGCUGUAAGAGCUAUGCCAUCCCCUGCCCCAACAACCACAGCAGCCACCACCCGCCCAUGAGCCCCGACUUCACCGUCUUCAUGAUCAAGUAUCUCAUGACCUUAAUCGUGGGCAUCACCUCGGGCUUCUGGAUCUGGUCGGGGAAAACCCUGAACUCCUGGAGGAAGUUUUACACCAGGCUCACCAACAGCAAGCAAGGCGAGACCACCGUCUGAGACCCCCUUGCCUGCCGGGCUGGGGGGAUGGCGGCCGGCCAGAGGGCCGGGGCUCUGCCUCGGGGAAGCAGCUCCUUGUCCAGCCUGGGCAAACUGGGGACCGUGAGUGGCUUCCGCAGGCGGCGGGGAGCGGAGGACGAGCCCGGUGGGGACCCCUGCGCCUGGGACUGCCCGGCUCUGCCCUCCCUGCUCCUCUUGGGCUGUCUCCUGCAGGAACUGAAUGCGCUGUCAGGUUGGGGGAGAGGGAUGUAAAUAGCCUCUGUAAGAUUUUGUAAGUAUAUUUGUAUUUAAAUUACAAAAAAAAAAUCUCACUUUUUUUAAUUAUUUAGGACACUUUUAACCCGUUUGCAGAUUUUGCUUUCUCGCCUCAUCCCCCCCCUUUUUUUUUUUUUAUUAAAAAAAAAAAAAGGCGUUGGAUUUUUAUUUUUUAGGGCAGGAUGAGAAAAACUGCCGGUGAGAGAAACCAAAACAACCAACCCCCUUUCUUCUCCCCCACACUGGUUCUGUAAUGGCUUUGCUGGGAGUUUUCUUGCAGCAGCGGCGGGGCCCGGGGCGCGGCUUCUAGGGCGGGCCGGGCCCCGCCGGAGGUGGCUGCCGGUGGGCUUGGGGAGAAGCGCCGGUUCCCGCCCUGGCCCCGUGUUUUGGGGGGGGGGCACAGCCCCUGGCCUGGCCCCGCACGGGGGAGGGCCGGCGGCCGCCCCUCGCCCCGGCCGGAGCGGAGCCGAGCCCCGCUGAGCCCGGCGGGCCCCGCCAGACCCUGGGCGGGGGCAGCACCAACGCCCGGCCCUGCCCGGGGCUGGCGGGGUUAACUGCCGGCUGCCCUCGUCCGAUUUUAUAAAAUUUAUUUAAACGCACCACGUAGUUGAAGAGGAGGAGUUGGCCUGUUUUGUUGUAGGAGUUGAGGUUUCACACCGUCUGCACCUGUAGCACGUCCGAUGGCUUAGGAGGUGGAUGGGGACAGAUACACCAAAUUUCCCUCGUGUUAUGUUGUUUUGUUUUGUUUUGUUGUUUUGUUUUGUGGGUGAUUUUUUAUUUUUUUUUUUUUAAUUCGCGCUUUUCCGUCGGAAGGUGUGUGUGGGGGGGACGGCGGAGGGGCCGGAGCUCUGCGGGGACCGUGCGGGCGCUCCCCCCCCGGCCCCGGCCCCGCUGCGGGCUGGGGCUGGCAGGAUCAGGAAACGGGCUCAGUAAAAGAAGCGUCAUCGGAAUAAAACGCAGCAUUCAGAUUCCGCCGCCACCCCCUUCUCCCCACCCCCCCCCCACCACCCCCCCCCCGCUUAAUUAUAUACAUACGCUGGCUCUUCAUUUGGGAAACAUUGGAGCCAUUGCCAUGCCCUGAAUUUUAAUUCAUUGCCAUUUAAUUCAUUACACAUUAUGAGGGUGUGAUGAUUUUUGCCAGUAGUAAAAACAAAGGAAGGGAAAACAGAAAACCGGAAUGUUUAAGCACUCUGGUGGGAUGUGAGACCUUAAAGAGCCUCUGCUGUCUUUUUUACCUUUUUUUUUUUUUUUUUUUUUUUUUUUUUUUCGGUACAGUAAUAACAUCGCAUACUGCAAAGAUAAGAUACUGUGUGUGCAGGAUAUCUACUACCUUGUGUGCUCCUGGGUCUGUGGGAUUGUGCUUCUUAAUCCAAAAAAAUAAAAUAUUAAAAAUGAAA
Molecule: messenger RNA, 3789 nt
Organism: Tyto alba (common barn owl)
Lineage: Eukaryota; Metazoa; Chordata; Aves; Strigiformes; Tytonidae
Gene: FZD1
Product: frizzled class receptor 1
Exons: 1
Coding region: 362-2137 (591 amino acids)
Biological process (GO): non-canonical Wnt signaling pathway; canonical Wnt signaling pathway
Cellular component (GO): plasma membrane
Molecular function (GO): Wnt receptor activity; Wnt-protein binding
Source: RefSeq, a predicted model, not a curated record